Molecule: messenger RNA, 1473 nt
Organism: Harmonia axyridis
Lineage: Eukaryota; Metazoa; Arthropoda; Insecta; Coleoptera; Coccinellidae
Product: tRNA (guanine(37)-N1)-methyltransferase
Exons: 3
Coding region: 1-1473 (490 amino acids)
Biological process (GO): tRNA N1-guanine methylation; mitochondrial tRNA methylation
Cellular component (GO): cytoplasm; mitochondrial matrix
Source: RefSeq, a predicted model, not a curated record
AUGGCAAAUAGCACCCUUUAUCCUAAUGCAGUAGUGAAAGGUUUGAAGGUAUUAGAUAAAACCCUUUUCAACAAGACUGUUAAAGUUCCAUGUUUGAAAGUAGAUAAAGAUGCAGUCUCUAAAGCGGUACCUAUUUUGAAGAAGUAUCUGCUGAAAUUGGAACACUUCAAAGCAGUUCAACCGAGUGAUUCCAAUAUACUGAUAUACUUGAAUCCUGAUGUUGUGAGUGAAUGGAAAUUCAUAUCUACAGAGGAUGUGAAAGCGUUAUCAUCCUUGGGCAUAUCCAAUCAUGAUUUCCUUUCAAGAGACUUAAACAUAACUUAUGACAAUUAUUCUCAUGAAACUAUAUUAAAGGCAGUUCUGCCAGAUGAUAUCGAUGGAUUUUCUAGUUUUACAAAAGUUGGACAUAUUCUCCACGUCAACCUUAAAAAUCAUUUACUUCCUUAUAAGAAGUUGAUUGGUGAAGUACUUUUAGAGAAAAUCAAAAAUUGCAAAAGUGUUGUGAAUAAACUAGAUAUGAUAGAUAAUACCUAUAGAAAUUUUCAAAUGGAAAUACUUUGUGGAGAAAAUAGUAUGCAAACUGCUGUUAAAGAAAACAAUUGUGUGUUUGAAUUUGAUUUCUCAACAGUUUAUUGGAAUUCUAGACUAUCAACUGAGCAUGAAAGAAUUGUAAAAAAAAUUGAUAGUGGGGAUGUGUUCAUCGACAUUUUUGCAGGAGUCGGUCCUUUUUCUGUUCCAAUUGCUAAAAAAAAAGGUUAUGUCUAUGCCAAUGAUUUGAAUCCAGAGUCUUUCAAAUGGUUGAAUCAUAAUAUGGAAAAGAAUAAGGUGAAAAAGGAAUAUGUAAAAACAUUCAAUAAAGAUGGAAGAGAAUUUAUCAGAACAAAUGUUAAGGAUGUGCUACUACAGCAUCUGAACAAACGUAAUAUUUUUAUAGCAAUGAAUUUACCCGCAUUAGCAGUUGAAUUCAUUGAAUGUUUUCUUGGGCUUCUAGCUGAUAACGAAAUGGAAAUUUCGAAUACUCCAAUUGUAUUUGUAUAUUGUUUCGCUAAAGGAUCAGAAACAAAUACAGAUUAUUGUGCUAUUGCAAAAAAUUUACUAUUGGAACAAAUUGAUUUAGACAUAAGUGAUAACAUAGUGGAUAUGUUUGAAGUGCGAACUGUGAAAAUGGGGAAGAAAAACAAUAAGGUGGCAAAAGUUGCUGGAGCCAAGACUUCAAAAGCCAAAAACCAGCUGCCUAAAGCAAAAGGUCAAGGUUUAAAAGUUAAGGGCAAACCAGCUAAAGUGAAGGGGCAGUUGAAAAAGGAUAUCAUUUCAAACAAAAUGAAAAUUGAAGAACUUAACAAGCAAUUCAAGGAUUUGAGGAAUGUUAAAGGACAACAACAAGAAAAGAAAAAAGUCAAGCAUUCUGAUUUGACAACAGUUAAAAGGAAUGAACCUUUAAAAAUGCCCAACUUGGAAGCUAUGCAAUUAUAA